Octodon degus (degu) is the source of this 1021-nucleotide messenger RNA. RefSeq names its product syntenin-1. Gene Ontology annotation, molecular function: syndecan binding. Lineage: Eukaryota; Metazoa; Chordata; Mammalia; Rodentia; Octodontidae. Gene Ontology annotation, cellular component: plasma membrane; cytoplasm. The transcript is spliced from 2 exons. The coding region runs from base 40 to 909 and encodes 289 amino acids. Gene Ontology annotation, biological process: positive regulation of transforming growth factor beta receptor signaling pathway. The record is from RefSeq and is a predicted model, not a curated record.
CAGCGGCGAGCGACCCGCGCGGAGAAAAAUCCUGCAGAAAUGUCUCUCUAUCCAUCUCUUGAAGAUUUGAAGGUAGACAAAGUAAUACAGGCUCAGACUGCCUUUUCUGCAAACCCUGCCAACCCAGCAGUUCUGUUGGAAGCUUCUGCCCCCAUUUCCCAAGAUGGAAAUCUCUAUCCCAAGCUGUAUCCAGAGCUUUCUCAGUACAUGGGCUUAAGUUUAAAUGAAGAAGAAGUGUGUGCCAUGGUCCCUGGAGCGCCAGUGCAGGGGCAGUUGGUAGCAAGACCUUCCAGCAUGAACUAUAUGGUGGCUCCUGUAACAGGGAACGAUGUUGGAAUUUGUAGAGCAGAAAUAAAACAAGGGAUUCGUGAAGUCAUUUUGUGUAAGGAUCAAGAUGGAAAAAUUGGGCUCAGGCUUAAAUCGGUAGACAAUGGUAUAUUUGUUCAGCUCGUUCAGGCAAAUUCUUCAGCCUCUCUGGUUGGUCUGAGAUUUGGGGAUCAAGUCCUCCAGAUCAAUGGUGAGAACUGUGCGGGCUGGAGUUCGGACAAAGCACACAAAGUGCUCAAACAGGCUUUCGGAAAGAUUACCAUGACCUUUGAACGGACAAUUACCAUGCACAAGCAUAGUACUGGACAUGUCGGUUUUAUUUUCAAAAAUGGAAAAAUAACAUCCAUAGUGAAAGACAGUUCUGCUGCCAGAAAUGGUCUUCUGACUGAACAUAACAUUUGCGAAAUCAACGGCCAGAAUGUCAUUGGGUUGAAGGAUUCUCAAAUAGCAGACAUACUUUCAACGUCUGGGACUAUAGUCACCAUAACAAUUAUGCCUGCUUUUAUCUUUGAACAUAUUAUUAAACGGAUGGCACGAAGCAUUAUGAAAAGCCUGAUGGAUCACACCAUUCCUGAGGUUUAGAAGUACAUAGUACGACAGAGAUGCAGCUGAACUUCUCCGGUUUCCCUCUUUGGCACCUUUGCAUCCCGUCCCUGGAGCUUUCCUGGAGCAGGGAACACAUGCUGCAUGAGGA